Molecule: messenger RNA, 1461 nt
Organism: Patella vulgata (common limpet)
Lineage: Eukaryota; Metazoa; Mollusca; Gastropoda; Patellidae
Exons: 4
Coding region: 305-1432 (375 amino acids)
Source: RefSeq, a predicted model, not a curated record
UGAGCGUGCACUAAGAAAAUAAAAAAAAAUGAAAAUAAGAUAACUUGUCUGCUCGAGGCUAUUCUCCCAAAACUCAGGAGUUAUCCUAGUUCAGCUCUGAACGUAAGUUCUCGUUGCACUCGACGUGAAUGAGACCUACGUUCAGAGCUGAACUAGAGUGAUCCCGACGAAACAUUACAAAAUGGCGACGUAAACAACAGAUUUAGCUGUCAGUUGAAAUGAAUAUUGACAGAAAAAAAGGACACUUUUGGUCAAGUAAUAUAUUUGAUUUAUCAUAAGUCGUGCGGUCGACAGUCGCAACAGCAUGCAACCAACCCAAGGUACAACGUUUGUUCAAAACAAAAACUAUAUCAUAGUAUUCGUUUGGUUAAUCUUUAUGACAUGUGUGACGUUUUUAUCCAGCCCGGUUGAAGAAUGGGAUAUCUCGUCCAUGAGAAUGUCACAGGAAGGAAGUUUUUCUUUUGAUCCAUUUUUAGGCCUUUUACCAGUAGUGAACAUAUCGCAGUGGAUAGAUCCAAAUCGACUGGUCGAUAUCUUUGAUCUAGGGGAUGCUAAAUCAACAGCGCCAUCUUACACAGUCGACGUUAAUAAACCUCGUAAAACUUACACUGCAGGAAAACAUCAUGUUACUAUGACCAUUGUCACAGCCUACUUCGAUCUGGGACGAUUCAAGAAGGGGAAAUCACUCUACUUCUCUACAGACACAUAUUUUGAUUGGGCCUCGUCAUUCAAAUUUCUAAUGCAUCCAUUGGUUGUUUAUUCCGACUGUAAACGAUUUAUAUCAAGAAUGAAAAAGUUCCGGAAAAAUCAGAAAAAUAUCACUCGGAUUGUUUUCACAGAUCGCAACAGGUUCUGGAGUUACCAAAUAUUGAAAGAGAUUGGUCGGAUCUUCAGAAAACCCAGAUAUCCGAAAUUUCAUCCAAACACAAUUGUUCCUGGAUAUUCAUCCGCCCAGCACUCAAAAUUCGCGGUUGUGGCGGACGCAGUUAGACAGGACUACUUUCAGACGAAACACUACGCAUGGUUGGAUGUAGGUUACUUUCGGGACAUCGUAAACACGCAUAAGAAAUUUAUUCUAAAGAUCCCUCGAAAUUUCAACCCAAGAAAGGUUGCGAUGAAUCAAGUCUUUCCGAAACCGAACCCCGAACCCACUAUGGACAGGGUGUUUCGCAGAAAUAUGGUUUGGAUUGGCGGAGGGUUUUUCUUCGGAAGAAGAGAGGUGGUAUUGAAAUUUGAAGAACAAUAUCGUCGAACAGUGAUGUAUUUCAUCAGUCGAGGUUUAAUGAACACAGAUCAACAAAUUUUGUUUGCAUUAUUCAGUCGCCGGGGCCGUCGGAAGUUGAAACCGAAAGUAGACGUCCAGCUGUAUAAACCACGUGGUAAUGGAAGCGUGUGGUUUUAUCUGGGUUAUUUAUGUUACACUGUUAUAUAGAUUCAUAUUUCAUAGUUAUUAAAAUGUAA